GUAUUUUUGCGAGGAAGAGACCCGAGCUAAGCGCUCAGCAGAGGGCGGUUUGCACAAAAUACGUCUUCAAUCUUAUUCGCUUGGCAUCCAGCUCGGGCGCAGUUCUGGAGUCUGUGGCGAUCAAUCUCAGACACGAUGCUGCCCUCCUGCGUCCUGCGUUUGAUCCUGCCAUCAAAAAGUAUGACAGCUACAUUCUAACGGGCGAAGAAUUUGUCGUAUUUGCUGCAGCACAGAAUCCUGAGGCCAGCGUAGGGCUUCAAUUCCCUUCGCACAUGGAAGGGCGCAGCAAGUACGUAAGCGCCUGCGCUGCGGGACCUGAUGCUGUAUCGAGGUGGAGCUUCCCGCCCUACCAGCAUGCCACGCAAAAGGCUGGCGAUGUUUACAAGGUGUGCCUGUUCGCCGGCGGUGGAUUGCCGAUCAUAUACGAGAUACGGUUGCACGUCGAAAAGAAGCUCGAUCUUCAUCUUUCCUCUUUAAAGGUAUCGGGGCACAUAUUAUCUCCAAAAUUCUCGCCGUUGGUUCGCGAAUACACCGUGAUGAUAGACAAGAACUCAUCGGGUGUGAAGUUCAGUGCUGGAGCUUCUAGUCGCAAGAUGCGCAUUCGCUUUAAGGAUCAGCGAGGGCAUGAAAAGACCCACCCCGCUGGUACAGGGGAGUUCCAUGCGAUUCUUCCUCCGAAUGACGAGAAAGAGCCCCCUAUUUGGCAGGAAGCUGUCGAGAUCUCUGUUCUACCUCCGGAAGGAGCAGUCGCUAGUAAGCAGCUGAGGCGGGAGUACAACUACAUUGUCACCAUAAAGCGAAGAGUUAGCGACUAUGCUGCUCUAACCAUGCUUACUACUGCAGACACCCCAUGCACCAUGGACCCACCCUUCGACCCUGAUGUUACAGAUUACAAAUGCGUCUGGUGGUGGGAAUACAGUAAAUACGCCUAUUUUGAGGCGGAUAUUGAUUUUGAAGGUCCCUGCCACGGAUGCACUAUCAACGUCCCAAAUCCGAAGGCGAACUGGCAUGGUGCGACUCAACUGAACUGGCCCGCUCGCCGCGUCCAUAAAGUGCCCUGGGGCCGCAAAACGAUUUGGACAAAAUACUUUUUAUACGGAGAAUUCCAUACGGUGCCGAUCUUGGUCACGAGUGAAGACCAGGUUACUGGGAAAGAGUACAGGAUUACUAUCAAGUGCAGAACUAUCGUGCGUGUCUAUAUAAUUCGCGCAACUUUCUGCUGUGACUGUGAGCCUGAGUGUGUACUUUUCCACAAACUUGCAACCCACUUCCCAAGCAAGUCAUCGACGAACUUCGCACCAUAGUCGCUGGAAUAGUGGCGAAGUAAGUAUUCUGAUGAAACUAGCAACGUAUGCUUCGCCUGUAGAAGUGUGAAAAAAAAUUACGCUAUUCCGCUAGAGCGAAAAACCAAAAAUAGAACAGGAAUUCAAAAACUCCUGUUCUGUUUCAGUUGAUCUCGUUCGGUCUGCCAGGUCGGACUUCGGGUUGGAGCGCCCGCCAUCAGUUCGCUAUAUAGCGAACUGAUGGCGGGGACCUGGUCGGACCUCGGGGUGGAGUGCCCGCCACCAGUUCGCUAUACCGCGAGCUGAUGGCGGGCAGCUGGUGGGGCCUCGGGCUGAGGUUCCCGGGGACCUGGUCGGACCUCGGGGUGAGGCGCCAGCUGUUUCAGAUUUUGAAAGCCUAAGGCGUCGCAUUUUCUGCCAGCGCCGAACACGCUUUCUUUAUCCAGUUCCAGCUUUCACCACCUUGCUUGCUGUUGCUGUUGCUUGUGCAAUUCAAAAGCUUUCCAAAUUCUGUCGCUGGCCUUCUGCUACACGCUUUGCUUUUCUCUUGCUUUACAGUUUUCAUUUUUUACUUUUGGCUAUUACUUUUUACUUUUAGCUUUUACUUUUAGUUUUUCCUUUUAGUUUUUACUCUUAGCCUUUAGCUUUAUACCUUUAGACCUUGCUUUAGACCUGUAGACCUUUAGACCUUUAGCCUUUGCUUGUAGCAUUUGCCUUAAGCUUUUGCUUUUAGCUUUUUCUUUUAGCUUUUUCUUUUAGCUUUUACUUUUAGCUUUUUUUUAGCUUUUACUUUUCGCUUUUACUUUUCGCUUUUACUUUUCGCUUUUACUUUUCGCUUUUACUUUUCGCUUUUACUUUUCGCUUUUACUCAAGGGGUGACUGGGCAAGAGGUGACGUUUCUCAUGAAAACGAAAGCGACAUCUUAGAGGAACUAGCCCCGUGCCAGCACGAUGAGCCCAAUUUCUCGAAGAUGAUGGCUGCCCAGGACACAGUGCGUGAGCAGACAGGUAGCGGUGGCGGUGCGGACACCGUGGAAGAUAAAACGCACACUGCCGCACGUGAUCAGCUAGCGAAGGACAUAAGAGAGAACAGAAGGGCUGCUGCAGAAGAGUCCAGGAAAAACGCCGAGACUAUGCAUGCUGACCCCUUUGGAAUCGGAGACGAAGAGCCCGACCCUGCUCCUUUGCCCGGGCAUCAGCGGAUAAGAUUUGGGAUUAUCAACGUGAGAGGUGACGACCGCCACAGUAAUCGACUCCAACACGCGCUUCGCGUCGCACAGCGCCGGCAGUAUGAUGUUGCCACGCUCUCUGAGUUCUCCUAUGUUUGCCCACUGUUGCCCACGCCCCGGAGACAGCAACUGGAGGCAGAGGAGAAGAUGGCUGUGGAUGAUGGUGGAAGAGAAAGUCGCGACGACGACGAGGAAGGAGAAGGCGACUUAGACGCUGCUUCGGUUGCCGAAUCCAUCGACGACGAUGCUCCGGACGACCACAGCGACCUAGUGGAAGAAACCAAGGCCGGGCAGGUUGAGCCCUUUCACUGGUUAAGGAAGGAAGCGUCCGACUUGGUAUGGGUAAAUGGUGCCGGACUUUUGAUUCUGGGCAAGGAGUUGCGAAAGCAGCUACGUGGAGAAGCCGCGAUUCCCACGAACCCCCUUCGCACGCGGGAGCGGAUGCUGUUUCUGUAUUUUGACGAACUAAUUCUCGGGCCGGUAUACGGGCCGCGGCGGGCACUAAAAGCUGAAGAACGUGCCGCGUUUGAUGCUAAUUUCUCCGAGCUGUUCCUGGAAAGCAAACGGAUCAAGAAGGAGAAAUGGAAGCAGCGGGUGGUAGGAGGCGAUUGGAGUGCGCAGAUCUCCGCAAAGGAUGGGGCGGGCAUUCAUGGAGGCCAUGGGCUCGCGAGUUCUUCGAAGCGUGGCAAGCAAUUAGCUGAGAAGCUCACGGGGCUUAGUGCAGUGUUGGUCGGCUCCUGGUUCAAAGCCAAAGACGGCAACUACCACACGUAUCGCGAUUCAACGGAAGUAGACCACGUAGUGCCAAGUGGAACGCAACUGCAGAAGUUCACCAAAUGCCUCCGCUUCGAAUCGAUGGCAAUGGUCGCAAUCUGCAGGGACAGCCGAUGCGCAGUGACAAGCUCGAUCACAAGGUGGCGGAAGUCGUUUGUGAUGUGAAAACGCGGAGGAGAUUGAUCGAGGAAGGGAUAGCAAAGAGGGCGGAGGCGUUGCGUUCGGGAUUCUCGACAAAAUCCCCCCCGCCACGAGACACCACGUGAGAGAAGUCUUCCGCGCGAGAGUAAGACAAAACGGAAACUCGCUUUCACUGGAAAAACUUCAGGACUUCCUCCUCUACAUGGCUCCACUGGUUUCGGGAAAGACGAAGAAGCGGCUGCCGUACAUGGAGCAAGACCAGCUACUAGAAUCGGCGAAGUGCAAAUAUCGCAGGCAUGUGGGAAAAUUUUCGUCAGCAAAAACUUGCAAAACAAGACCGCGCGGUGGGAAUAAGCGCCGAACAAGCAAGAAGGAAGUACUUUGAAGUCGGGAAUGCGCCCUUGUUUCCGAAAGCGAAGAGAAUUCCCAUCGAAGACGACAUGCCUAACCUCGUGCCCAAACUCCCGGCGGACAAGAUCGAGGAACUGGGCAAGCCCACUGACCCGGAAGAGUUGCAGGCAGCCACUCGCCACCUCGCCAAGGGGGGGCGCGCGAAGGACGUGAGCAACCUAUCCCCUACCAUCCUGAAGCACUUAGACGAGGAGUCCGUGAGCAUCCUCGCGAGCCUACUUAGCGACGAAAUUGCAGGGCGGAGGAUGUCAGACGUUAGUAGCAAGCUGCACACAUGCAAAGACGUGCCACUCUUCAAGAAAGGCGAUCGGAGCGACCCCGACUGCUAUAGAUUCCUCUGCAUCUCGCCACUUUUGUUUGAUGAAACUACUGACGAAGAUUCAUGCCGGCCGUUUGUACUCAUUAUUAGAGGAAGAAGGUUACUUCGACAUGCAGCAGCUGGGGUUCCGGAGAGGAAGAGGAUGCCUGGUCUACAACAGAUUGAAGGAAGAGGAAGAGGAGACUCGCUUCUGGUCUACAACAGAUUGAAGGAGGACUUGGCUCACUGCCAGCACCUCCCGCAAUUCAAUCAAGUCGCUGCGGUUUUAGUGGAUUUGGGAAAGGCAUUUCCAAGCCUCGACUGGCGCUUAGUGUGUUCGGUCAGUUCUGCUCUGGGGAUAAAACAAGCAAAAGCUUGGGAGGUCAUCGAGUCCUCUCACAGGUCGGCGAUCCAUGAAUUUGCGGACGGCGUGCAAUUCCGACUCGAUCACGGAUGCAAGGAAGGCUGCACAUCCAGCCCGCUUUUGUUUAUUUUGUCAUACGCCGCAGUGAUGCGGGCAGUCCAGCGCGAACUAGAAAAAUUACCACAAACGGAGCAGGGCGUAGCGCUGUACAUGCGGGCAAACGCUUGGCACUGGAACAGGUUCGAGAAGAUUUUUGAUUCCGCGUACAUUGGUGAGAGAAAGUCUGUGCCCCCAUUUGCAAAGCAGGGCGAGCCGGUUGAAGAAGCGAAAACGCACCCAGGGCGGUGGCUCUGCAUCAUUCUCAGCCGCCUCUUGUUUGCUGACGACGCCGCGAUCUUCUCACAGCUAGGGCCAGACCGUGCCCGUGAACUACAGGCAACGAAUGACGAAAGGAAAAAGCAGAAACCGCAACCCGGCCCAGUUGCCACGGAAGCAGCCACCGCCUUCGGGCAAGUUCUGAAAUCGUGUGGCAUGCGCGAGAACAUGAGCAAAAGAGUGGCUGGCGAGAUAACCAGCAUGGCGACGAGAAACUUGGGGAUGAACACGAACGACGAUGAGGACGGAGAGACGAAGAUCAAGAAGGCCUGGCGUGCCUUUCACGGUCUCAAAUCGAUGGUCUCCGGCCUAUCGGAUUUAUCACAACAGCGAAAGGGUGAGCUUUUGAUGACCAUGGUGCGCACGGUGUUGCUAUACGGCCUGCAAGCCCGUUCUGUGUCACCGCGUGAGCUCAGGAUGAUGGAGAAGGCCGAAAGUAAAAUGGUAAAAAUUUUUUUGGGCGUACCGUUUUGGCAGCGUGAUGAGUGUCACUCGUCAGCCAGAAGCCUACGAAGGCGCCUGCGAGCGAAUUCCUCCCCUUGCCGCUCGGCUUCGAUACCUGCAGGCGAAGAUGAUUGGGCAUGUAAUGCGGCGACCACAGGGCGACAUUGUCCGCAUGGCUCUGGUGGGGCGUUUUUCACCAAUGGCAAGCGUCCUUUGGUCCGAACCAAAUGGAAAGACUUGCCGUGCAGACUGGCUUCGAAGUAUUGAAGGCGUUAAACAGAUAGAGCCACGAAAGCGCAACGCUCCGGACCACUUUGCGGAGGUGCUGGAGUACCUGCAGGCGGCCUGCAGUCUCGGCCUGGGCCUUUUGGAACUAUUUAUUAUGGGAAGAUAUCGAAGGCACUACCGAGAGACGAGACGAAGCUACUCGAGGUGACACCCUUUACGCAAUCAGCAAGCGACUCUACUAUGUUUGUACAAGGUGGGCAUACAUCAAAGCGGUCGCGAAAGACUGGGGCGACAAUGAUCCAGACUUUGAGAAGAUUGCGGAGCAAGAGUUGAUGCAGAAAUAUUUCGACGCGGGUGGCGCGUCCAAGACAGAGGCGCAAGUAGUUCGGGAAUGUGUGGAGGCUGGAGUAGAUGGGGAAGAGAUGGCGCGGCGGUGCCUGGCUGCUGCGGCUGCCCUGCCGCAUGGCGGACCGAAGCAGAUCUACGAUUGCAGCAAAAAAGCAGAAUGUCCAUGGUGCGCUGCUGAGCUACUAGAUGCGGACGCCUUGAAGCAAUACAACGCCAACAACCAGAGCCACCCCGCUCUGGGUCUGCCUUUAUGGCUCUCGUCCCAUAUCGCUGAAGCGCACGCGCUAUGCCAACCGGUCGCCGAUGAUGCCUCGAAGGACUUGAAGAAGAACCUCAGAAAUUCAAAUCAGGCACGCGAUACGGAAGCAGGCGAGUCGAUACGUGAAGAAAUCUUGUGUCGCAGUGCCGACAUCAUCAGGACGAAGCUGAAAGGGGCGGACAAGCGCAAGAGAAUUUACUGCAAGAGCUGCGAGCUCAUGUUUCAGUCCAACGCCGGCGCAAUGGAAAAACAUGCGGAAGACCAUCGGAAGGGGAAUUUGAUUAAGAUUGGGACUUUGAAGAAAGAAGACAAGCGCCCGCUUGGGUCCAACCUGAAGCCCAACGUAUGCAGACCCGAAUAUCAUGGCUGGAACAGGACGGAAGCGAAGCACACCUACGGCGGCGGUGCUUCUGCGUGGGCCUAUCAUCUACCUCGUGAAUUUCUCUACACGGACAAGAACGGCGCGCAGCAUAUCCGGUGCCCGCACUGCAAGACGCACAAGCACGAGCUUCAACACGAUGGCGCCACGUUUCACACCCCCGAUGAAGGACAGCCACUGCGCAAACUGGGCUGGAUUGUUGGCGCGAUGAGAUCGCACCAGGCACGCUGCAAGAAGAAGAAACGGGGCCGCAGGCGUUGCGGAGAAGGAGGUCGUCCUGAGGAGCAGGACGAUGCUGAAGAAUAGUUUAAUUCUUCAAAACCCUAUACCCUUUACUGGGUAACAUCAUCAUCGUCGCUUUUAGAUUUUACUUCUAGCUUUUACUUUUUGCUUUUAGCUUUUGCUUUUAGCUUUUCUUUGCUUUUAGCUUUUGCUUUUAGCUUUUAGCUUUUAGCUUUUAGCUUUUAGCUUUUAGCUUUUAGCUUUUAGCUUUUAGCUUUUAGCUUUUAGCUUUUGCUUUUAGCUUUUGCUUUUCGCUUUUGCUUUUCGCUUUUGCUUUUCGCUUUUGCUUUUAGCUUUUGCUUUUAGCUUUUGCUUUUAGCUUUUGCUUCUAGCUUUUGCUUUUAGCUUUUGCUUUUAGACUUUACUUUUAGCUUUUGCGUUUUUUACUUAUAGCUUUUACUUGUAGCCUUUCCUUUUAGCUUUUACUUUAGCUUUUUCGUUUAGUUUUUAGCUUUUCCUUUUGCUUUUUACUUUUAGCUUUUGUUUUUUGUCUUUCCUUUUAGAGAUAGCUAAAACAGACAAGACUGCUUCUGCGAUCUGUCCUAUGAUCUCUGCUGAGCGCUACUCGAAGACCCGGAAAUGUUCUUGAUAUGGGCCGGAAGCUUUUGCUCUUCUUUUGAUUCUCGCGCAAAAAGAUCCGGAGAAGCGUCGCAAUUUGACAGGCGGUUCGUGAAAAGAGGAGGCGCAGACUGUGGGCGCGUUGCCUGAGAAGUCCCAAGAGGGAGAAAAGCACAAAAGAAAGUCGCGAAAGAAAGAAAAUAAAAGAAAGAGCUCCAGCGACAAAGAAAAGAGGGCGAAGAGCUCGCCACGCACGGACGCCCCGGCCGACAUAAUUCCAGAAAUAAAAGAAAGCAGCGAGGCUAUCUGCGGAAAAAAAAUCCCUGCGAAAAGAAAAAGCAAACACAAAGCAGGACAAAAGAAAAGAAAAGACGCAGAGGAGAAAAGAAAACAGAUAGCACGCGAAAGAAAACUCCCUGCGCAAGGUUGGCCGCAGCGAAGUGUGUAUAGCUCCGCGUUGAUCACUAAGCUCGGGGGCGUACUUAUUUCCGGCAAGCUUUAAUGCAUUUUGCAAAGAAGCGAGCCGCCGGGCUUUCAAGCUUGGGGCCUAGAUUUUCUGUCCGGCUUCCACGAUCCCCAAGAGGCGACGGGGAUAGUGGUUGUUUUCGUCGGGGGCUGGGGAUACUCUCCAGCGCUUAGGAAGUAUCUUUCGAACGCCAAGCGUGAGGGUGGUAGCGCGAAGCGGGCUCCAAUUGAACUCCCCUUCACUGCUAAAACGGGCGGCGUUGCGUCGUUCGAGAUGCCCGGCUCUCAAUGCAAUCCAGUGCAGACGAUUAGCGUUCGGAAAUUUUAAGCGGUUAAUAGUGCAGUUUCUGGCUCACCUUGGUAGCUUCUACAGUACCGAAUGCCCUUUUUGGCUUUCGCUUUUAAGUUGCGGAGUAAUAGUUUGGCCAUCACGGCUUUAGUCUUAGCAAGGGAUAGAUUGUUGGAUCGUCGCGGUGUUCAUCCGGCCGAAGAUCGAUGGAGAAGACGGGCUGAGACUUUCCAGCGCGAGAAGUUGGCUGGAAAGUGGGCGCGGAAGUUGGUCGAGGGGUUGGGUAAGAGGUUGACCUAGAAGCAAUUCUACGCUGGCUAGGGGGUGCCUGCAAUCAAACAAACUACGCGCGCACCCCCAGCAGAAGUAGAGCCUUGCUUUCGCGAAGCGCAGCGAGCGAUAAAGUUCGUCUUUUUUUACCUUCAUAUAUAACAUCUGAUCUAUUCAAGCUUCAUACUGAUUUUGCAUUGCAAUAGAUAUAGCAUAGCAGUGUCUGUGUUGCUGGACUUGAGAACGUUCGCACACACUUGCACGCACUUGCCCCACUGCGCUCGUUAUAGGCAGCAGCUUGGUCCCCUCAGAUGCAAGCACGCAAGCAAGUGGCGCAAGUCUCUUCAUGCGCUGCGUCCUGUAGGUUCAGCUCAUUCACCUCCGUCAGUGUUUCCAUCAAUUCGCCAUCGUCUCCCGAUCUCACGAAUCAGCUCGCUAGGAACAUGGUAAAGACGCGAGGACCUGAGCCAAUUCUCUCUGACCAGGCAGCUUCCUCAUAUUCCACGGCGGAACUAGCAAUGUUCAGCAUCGUGGCGGAUUCCAUGAAACGGAUCCGCCUCGUGAGGUUUCUCACGGUGCGGCAAGCUGGUACCCAGGUCGUGACUGGCCUCAGUUGCUCUAUGUCUUUGCUCUAUGACCACCGAGGAACAGAGUGAAGGAUCUAGCCAGCUCAAGUCCUUCAGCGCUGUCGCGCGCUGUCAUGGCAUUGGGAACGGGCCUCAUUUGGGACGAUCGUGCUACGUGUGUGCGGGAUCGAUUUCCAUGGCCAACGGUUUGAGUGGUGCGCGGCCCUGGUUGUGAGGUCGAGGCGUUCUCGAGGUUUGGCGGCUUCGUUCGUUUUUUUAUAGCUGCCGAGGCCACGCACCCACAGGCACGCCACGGCUUGGCCACGGCCCGCAGAUUCGGGAGCGGCGCCUCCUACAAAAUAUCUCGAAGCGUUGCGCGUUGUCGAGAGCUUACAGUGGGUGGAAAAGAUGGCUACUUCUCCACCAGCGUCGGCGCCAACUUCUCCGCCCGCUUCUCGACCAGCCUCAGAGUUCACUUCUCGCCAACUUCUUGGUCCUUGCUUAAAUGUAGUGGCGGUCUCAUGUGAGCACGAUAUUUUUGCACUGGAUAGCUAUGUUUUACCGACAAUGUCCGUGGUGGAUGAAGGCGAGCAUUACUUUAUGGGAGGGACUAGCGACAUGAUAAUUAGCAGAAUAACUAGCGCGAUGGAAGAGAAGGUUGCUGCGCUGGCUUCCGCCGAGAUAAAUAAAAUAUGCUAUUAGGCGCUAGGUGCUGCGCUGUUCCACGAAAGGCGUCGGCCCAGCGCCACUGUUCUUAUUGCGGCGCGAGGUAAUUUGUUAUUGUUGCUUCGUAGAGUAGCUCAGGGGCAUGCGGUAGGCACGGUGGGAAGAUGGCGCGCGCGCGCCGGCCGUUUGCAAUGCUACUAUUGGUCUCGCAAGUGAGCCGGUAAAGGCAAAGGGAGCGCCCGCCGCCCAAGGUUUGGGGGGUUCGUUUGGGCUGCCAAAAUAUGGGCGGCAGCAAAAUGGCAGCGGAAAAAAGACAGCAAGUGCGCAUGCUGAUGCCCUUGCUUUCGCCAACUUCUGGAGCCGGCCAAAACGUGCGUCGUUUUGAAGAAAUGCAUAACAAAAAAGCCACCGGCGCCUGCAGACUGCGAAGGCUCGCGCUCAUGCUAUAGGCCCGAUUUUAGGCACCCCGGGUGGCGGGUGCCCAGGCGGAGUCAUGGCAUGCGGAGCCGGCUUUCCUUCUCGGGCUGAAGGGGCUCGCAGCUCCUUCUGGCCACGAUUUAUAUCGAUCGCCGUGCGGUGGUGAGUGAUAUUACUAUUAGGCACGGCAGGAUGCGUAUGGCGGGCCGAGAAGUCGCGCAGUUUUUGGGGUUGAAUUGUUGCGACUGGGCUCGGUAAGACGAAAAACCGUGUCCGCGGGCUUGUUGGAAUGGGUGGCGCAGAAACGCAAAUGAAGCGCGCUAGCUACUUCCCUGAUUAUCGAGAUGGUUCGCCCGAACUCAGUAGAGCCGUAUCAAAAACGGCGACCACCGUCGCGGUAGUUAUGUCCGUCGCUAGCGCAGGAAACCUGAUGGCGCUGGCAAAACAGAUCCAGUUUAUGGACCUCACGGCAGAUAUCCGGGGAUGUCCAAAGGUAUACGCCGAUUUUACCAAAUCAAUUUCGGGGUUCAACUUUGACAUCAAACAGUUCAUGCCCGACUGGCUCACCAUGGGGCCUGCUAAGUUCCACGCUUACAAAGAGCAGAUUCUUGGACAGAUCAAAGUGACUACGAUCUACUGCAAGAAACUUCAUUCGGAGAGUCACGAAGCCGCUCGCAAAUAUCUGAAAGUGUAUGGGCCCGAGUUCUUCGAAGAAUUUAUCGCUCAAGCUGCGUCGAGCAUCGGGGUGGGUCCUCUGGAGACUACUUACGAUGCAGGUGCUCCCCUCUUCGGGGCGGCAAAGUCUUCCAGAAGACUUGCGCAGGCAGGUACAACUGCACAACUGCGCCCGCUAUCACCGUCACCUCUCGUGUACGCCGUCAACAAUUCUGCAGCAGAACCAGGACCGCACGCCGCUGAUAUUCCCAGAGGCGAUGUAGCAGCACAGGCUGCUCCAGUCUAUGUACUGCAGCAUGAAGAUAAUGGGCAGGCAGAAAAGAAGAAAACGGGCACAGAGGAGGUGGCUGAUAAAGACUCUACUAUCGCCAGCGCUAGGCUUGUCGUGAGUCGCACCAACACAAACGCGGCUGGCCUGCUAUUAAAAACUACGGGACAACAACAGAAGCGCGCUAGUAACGUAUUUCGUUCAGGAGCAGAGCGCGUCACCGAGAGCGACCCACUUGCUUUGGAAGAGGAAUACCGGCACCUGCGUAGCGUUUCGGUCCAUCCAGACCGCUCCGCACGAACGAACGCGCAGGGCUUGUUACUUGGAAGUAGAAGCUUUGCAUUUUCAAUAUGGACAUCGAUCCAGGGAGCGGCGACGCUGCAGGGCCAGAAAUCGCGCAAGCAAGGUGCAGAUACGAGGAAGCGUCGUGGUUUUCAUAUCGGACAGCGAGUCAAUGCUUCUGGGAAUGGAAACUCGUACGACUUUGGCGCAGGCAAUAUCUUUUCGCGUGAUAUUUCUUGGCCAGGUGAAGACUCCGCCUCGACGGUUGAAAACGAGACGGCGCAUCCGACGUACCACAGUGAGCUGGAGCUAGCAAGCACUAAAUCGCGGCGGCUGCAGAUUUUCGAAGAAACUACUUUCGACAAGCAUGGCUUGCCCAUCUUGAGCUGCGAAGGCAAUGCAGCCGCAGCAAGAGAAAAAGCGCUAGACACCUUGCGAGAGCUGGAGGACCUGCAGAAGAUGUUGAAUGGCGUGGCUGGAAACCUGAUCGUCAUUUGUAUUCUGAUGAUCACAGGAUUCGCCUUCUACUGGACAUAUUUUUUUUUGGUGUACCGAAAGCAGCAGACCCGACUGAUGACACUCGAAGCGGGACCACUCUGGAUUUUCUUGCUCGACUACGGGCUCAUCAACUUCAGCAAAGCAGCUAGCAACCUCAUGUUUUCUGAUAAGGUUACGCUGAAAAUCCGGGGAAAGUGCGUGCUUUGUUGGUUUCGUGCUGCAGGUGGGAAACAACUUCGUCGCGCAAACGGGGCUGCUGGUAGUCCAAAGCCGAACGCCCUGCCCCACAAAAAUAACUCCAGUCGAGUAGGCGGCAAGGUGAUUUCGCAGUGGCGGUAGGCCCAUGUAGGCCCUCCUCCGCCCGCAGUCGGUCCCAAGGUGGGUGCGCUCCUUUGCCGAGCGUCAAACCAGUAACCCUCGGACUGCGGCUGCAAAGUAGCCUGGAGCGAUCCAGUGGACUUCUGCCGCGGCUGGUGGCCGUUUUCUCGAAUGGACCGGAGGGGGCGCCGCUGGUGGGCCCAGCGCCCGUAGCCGGAGCCCCACACGAAAGGGCGGCCGGCCAAAAAAAAAGGGCUCACUGCGGCCGAGUUGCACGUGGAUCUCCGCUCUGUAUUGGCCCGGUAGCUAGGUAGCCGAAGGCAUACCAGCCGGCGAGCGCGCGCUGCGCUUAUCCGCGCGCGGGCGCGAUAUUCAUAUCUAUUUCAGAAGGAAACGGAAAGUGCUACAGCUACAGACGCGCAUGGGGCCCGAGAAGGAUAGACCAGGCAGGACCUUGGGCGCGUAGAUGAGGUAAGCGCAGCCGUGCGCCGGCGCGCUUCUCUGUAUACCCAUGCUGCCGAACUGUGAGCGGCACCUACGGACGCGAGCGGGCGCCGGCGUGGCUCAUUCACCGCAGCAGCGCAGCCCCAGACGUAGCGCGGGGCGCCCGUGUCGCCCCCUGGUAAGCGAGCGGGGCGCUGCGGCGCCGUGGCGACCAGCGUCGCGCCACGGCCCUGCUUUUGGUUUUUUUCAUGGAGGUUGGUAGGACUAACACGGAAGAGGAGGUAGUGUAAGUCCCGCCUCAAGCCAAGGAUUAAGAGCACCCUGGUGCAAUUUUUCCGAGGCAACUCCCCAGUCUUGGCUGUUCGACAUCAAAACGGGCGUUUUUUAGUCAAGUUCUGGUGGCAAAUUGUUGAAACACAGCUUGCCAGCCACUUACUCUCAGGAACUCAAUUAGCACGGACAACAGUCACUCGCUCGCCUGAAGAAGCGAGCACACGAUUGGUUUUUUCAGCGGCAGCGCUUUGGCGAGGGCUGGCGCAGCGAGCCCGCGGCUGGUGCUUUAUGGAACAGGCGCCCGCGGGAUUCUAUGCCGCGACCGAGCCUGCCGCCCGCUUUUUCCUGCGGCCAAUCGGCGUAAUUCCUGCGACGCUAUUGCUUCGGCGUAAUGUACUUUGCCUGGUGUUGGGCUGUGCCGUGGCUGUGACUGCUUCAUUAAUCAUUUUGGAUAGCGUCCAAAGCUCCCCGUUCCUAGACCAACGCGCACGCACUUAGUCCGGAUUUCUGGCGUAGUCGGGACAUAGUGUUUUUCGGGUUUCAUCCGUCGCCUUACCUCGUCAAAUUCGCGUGCCUGCUAGGUCUCAUCGGAUACCCAGUUGGAUUCCUGUGCUUUGUUGUAUACAUGAUGGUUUGGCUUCAACGGCCGGGGCAGGAAAAGUUAAUCUGGAACAAGAAGUUGCAGAAAUACGUCGAUGUUGAGUGCAGGGAAAUGAAGAUAGAAGUUCCGUCGAUCGUGCCAGGAUUUGUGCCUAUUUUUUCGCAACUUCUCAAGGGGCAUAGUCGCGGGGCGAUCCCGAUUCGAGACGAUGAGGGCAAGGUGAUGUAUUUCGGUAAUCGCAAAAAUUUGACGGCAGACGAACUGAAGGAACUAGAGGCCAAGGCUUCGCAAGGUGGCCACUCGACGUUAGAUUACCGGUUUGGUGAGAAAGUCCAUCGGAUCUUGUGCGUAAGGGUAUAGAAAAUCCAUCCACUUCGAAAACAUACGCAAAAAAGUCAUAUGCUCUGACGCAGGCGUGAAAAGUGUUGCGAACACCUGCUCUAUGACAUCGCUGUCGUUCUCAAUCAACGGGAUUCGAGCAGUCUCGGCCAUUGACGUGCAGGCGCAUGGCUUCGGAUCUGGCGGAUGUGUAGGAAUCCAAGAAGUGUCGUCGUGCUUCUGCCUCGACCGAGUCACCCCUGGCGAUCAAGGUCGCAGGGCUUUUCAUUAGGGGAGGGCUGGUGCCGCGCGGGCGCGCAGCCGCAGACUAAUGCUGUCGCGCUUCCACCUCUUCUCCACAGGAGUGGGCGCGCUUGAGCUUGUUGUCGGCUGGUACUAUUUCUCGGAAGCACCGGUAGUCCGGUUCGUCAAAGCAUCAAAGCUACACGCCCACGGCGCAGUCGCGAGCUUUAGGCGCUUGUGAACCGCUGGCAACUUCUUGUUCUUUCUUCAUUGCCUGCUGGGGAGCAAGGAUUUCGCUUUGUUGCUCGGGCUUCAGUAGCAGUGUCUCGACCUCCGUUUGCUGUGCACCGUUUUCGGAUCGGUGUGCAUCAUGCGCGCGCAUGACACGCUACGUGCCCGGAUAAAAUCCAUCACGCUGGGUGGCAUGAUUUUUGGUUGCAGAGGAGGGCACGUGAGCAACCUGGAAUCAGACUUAGUGAUUUCAGGUCUUGCAAGCAAUUGGGUUGGCGAAAUCAGGCUCGGGCCUACGGUGCAGGUUUCAGGUUUGUGUAGGAGUCGUCAGACAGGGCAGCCGCCGCCGGCCCGUCAGCACGCAAUUGGUUUCUGGACUCGGGCACGCACGACUGGCACCGUCAGAAAGCAACUGGCAUAGCAGCGCUUGGCUGGACUGCCUCAACUCCGACGCAAGCCGAUACUGGCUCGCAGUGUCCGCGUGUGACCGGGGAGUGCUCGCGCACCGCUUCUGGGCCAAACCUGCUUGGGGCUUGGCAUUCUCCUAUGUACAAUGGAAAAAACGAAACAAUUGCUGCGCGCGUACGAGCUAUUCCUAUUUUGUGGGUAUGAAGAAGGGGAUGCGAAUUCUUUGCCUGUAGUGUGUGACUUGAUGAAAAAAGACGAGGCGGAAUUUCGAAGAAUGCGGGACGAAGAAGGGAGGAAGGACCAGAUGAAAAAGGAUAAAGAAGAGGGUAUGAAAAAGCUGAAAAAAGAGUAUCGCGCGCAGGUGAAAAAAGUCGAGGAGGAAAUGGCACAGGAGGCAGCCAGGCCAGGAGCGGCAUUAGGUCCGGAUUGGCUUGUGGAGCUGUUCAAGGAGGAACCCGAAAACUGGAAUUGGAUGGAAACCCUGAAGCCCAGUGACAAGAGACGCCUUAUGGAGUCCAAAGAGGUAUGCCAAUCUUUGGACGACAUGCGCGACGACUGGCUGUCAAAGAAGAAGCGUGGUGAUGAUGAACGGUUAGAGGACGAGGAGAAGUUUGCUUUGUUGCAGUGGUUUGAUGCAAGCAUGCGCAAGCAGCGGCUUUUGGAGAAGUACAAUAUAGUAGGUCAGGGAAAGACAUCGCUAUUCCAAACAGACCACGAGGGCGGGCGAUAAGGCAGCAGAACUUACUGCACGGCCACGGCGGUGGAAUGGAUAUGGCUAUGGGUGGCGGUAGUAAGUAAGCAGUUCGAAGCUACUUUGUCGUGUGCUUCUUUUAUUUGGUAGCCAAGGCGUGCGCAAGCGCUCGCAAGAGCGCUUCGCCGAGACGCCCAUCGUCCUUCGCAAACGAGGCGUGAGGGCUCCGCCAUUGCCAUAUGGGAGGAACUCGGGGGCAUGCAACCACUGGCAAAGCGGGCCACCUUCGAUGUCGUUUGGCCGCCAGAAAGUUCACCCCGAAAAAUCUGGCCCAGUUUUUGAAAAUGCAGCAAAAUCGGCGCGGCCUGGUUGGGGGAAAGGGUAAAAACGGACUUCGUCGGCUCCGUCCGAUUCAAAAAGGAGUGCGACUUUUUGCGAACUGUAAUGGGCCUGAAAACAAACCGACUCUAUGCAGCAUGUCCCGGAGGCCGGUGCGUAGCCGAAAAGCGCAUCUUUUGUAUAAAAUGCAAGACCCGAGCUGAUGCGGCAGCUGAAAGGAAGGUUUUGAAGUUGUCACAGGGCCCCUGCCUUCGAGAUUGACAAAGAAAAAGGGUUUCUAGAUUCUAUAGAGGUGUAAGUAUCCACCUUCCACGGUUUUCGUUAUCUCGGAGGUGCCAAAUUGGAACCUUUGCCCCGCCGAUUACAAAUGCCCGACUUGGGCGGUCCAAAAGCAAGGGCUGCCGCAAACGGCAAAAAUUGCGCAACUUUUUGCCAUUUGCCUACUUUUGCCGGCCCGCCUGCCCCGGUGCAUAGCGCUAAGUAUGUUUAUGCGCGACGGCCGGCGGCGUGCUGAAAGUGAAACGGGUGGGCUUUUGCGCGCCCUCCUCUCUGGCUAGAAGAGGAUGAGAGCGCGGCCCGCCGCGGUCCAAGACUGGCGCGGUGCUCCCGCUCCAGUGUGUGCGUUGCUAUCGGCGCCCGACGAGCCCGUAGAGGCCGUCUGGACCCCACGUUCUGCCAUAGCCCCAGCCCCAUCCCCCCCCCCACAAACUGCGCCCGGGCCGUGUGCUCUUCCGCGGGGGCGCUUCCCAGAACGACUCUGCUAGCGUUACCAAUUUGCUCCGCAAGCCUGCGCGCCCGGCUCCCCGGCCCCGGCAUUACAAGCGGCCCCGCCUGUUUGGAGUCAUUGGUUUGUGCCCGAGGUGGGCUCGGUACUCAUUGAAUGUGUCGUGUCCGGCGGGGCCGGCCCGCAUGUGUGUCUGUGUGUCCGAUGUGCGGCCCCUCGGGAAUCGAGACAGAGCGCAGUGGAAGGCCUGCAGCCUGCUUGCUGAGCCUCCCGGGCCCUUUCGGUCUCUGCCGCUUUAUGUGAUGUUCGAAGAAAAUACCGAGCCCGCCGUUGCGGCGCGCUUCGGCACGUCGCUCGCUUGCGUUGGUUGCGCCGGUGCCCACUCUGUUGAUGAACGCCGCACAGCAGGCGCGACUGCAGCGCACAGCCAAUGCGACAGUUCACAGACACGACCAAGCACGAGGAUGUUGCAAUCCAGCACCGGCCCAUAGCCGACCCGUUUGUUUCGGCCGGGCCCCUCUUUGUCCUCUGCCAAGGCUAUUUCAGGACAUGCAGCGAGUGGGCGGAUGCCGGGAAGUUCGUUCUGUUCCCUCCUCCCCUGCCUGAAGACCUGUUUGCGUUUUACCUUUUUGGCGUCUAUACAUAUUGAGUAUCGUCCCACGGCAAGGGCAUCUGAAACCUCACACGCCAGACGAUGACGACUUCCGACGCGGCGUUCACUACAUCGAGAACGACCUAAGCCAACGUCUGAUAUAUCCCGGAGACCAACCGGGAAACAAAUAUAUUCCGGGAGGACAAGAGGCGGCUACUCUAUUCUGGAGCAAUGAGCCUGCGGAAGGCUGGAACGAUUGGGAGCUAAAUCCUAAGAAAGGAAAGCAUGUCCAGUACGCUACCAAAUGGCAGUACAUCUGCUUCGACUAUCCGAGCAAGCCCUGGUUCGAAGACGAGGAAGGGGAUUCUGACAUCUACUCCCAAAUAAUACCGUUUUAUUCCCAAAUACAGGCUUAUUGGAGAAAGCGGUACAGUGGCCGCGUGCAAAGAAAUAUUUCCGAACAUGAAAAGAAAGAAAUUAAGAAGUGGAUAUUCGUGGAGCUGCAGCCAUAUUACGAAAGAAAAAUGAAACUCGCCUACUAUGCCGACCAACACCCAGAGUUUUUGCGGCCACGUUCCCUAGCAGAUUUAGUAUCUGCUGACUAUCAAGAAACGCUGCUCGACAUUCGCAACCCACGACGUUGGUACAAGGUCGAAGACAGAGCCCACCAAGAAGCCCUUGCAAGGAUGGAGAGGGCCAAGCAUGACCGUCGAGUCCGACAGGAACUUGCAACUGUGGAGAAGGAGCUCGCGGAUGCAAAGGGACUAGACGAGCCCAAGAAGGCCGCACUCCGGAGAAAGAAAGCACAGCUACAAAAGCAGGUGCGCGAUUUGGCUUUUCAAGAUGUCGGGAAGAAGCAAGACGAUCAAGAGGUCUAUGGCGAAUAAGUUUGCACCGACGCACGACCUCGCAGAGUUCUUCAACUCCAAUAGUCUAAAGACCCCAACAGUGUAAAGGCCGAGGGACAUGAUGGCCCGCGGAUGAAGAUCCGUAGCUCUGUAUUGCUAUGAUGGCAGCCAUAGAGUUAGCUAGGGCUAGGCGUGCACUGGAUCAACAUGAUGAGCAUACACACACCCAGGACCCUUUGGUACAGCUCAAGCAUAGAGACACUAGCCACAUAGUAGCGCGGUAGAGGUACAGGCCUAGACCAGAGGCACUACCUCGGAGAAAUUUUUUGCAGUUUGUAUUGUGUACUGCGUGGAAGGUUUUCGCGCCGGUGCUGAUUUUCCUUCUACAAGGUCCUUCUUACGGACGAAGAGAUGACCUCGGCAGAGCGCGAUCUAUUGGACUACGCUCUCAUGUAUCACAAUGGCCACGCGGUUCGUUUCUUUCAUUUUCAAAAUGCUGAUGGAAACCGGAAAAAUUUUUCCGUACCUAUUUUUACUAUUAGCGUCUCCAGCUGGGGGCAGGCAGACGGAUUGCCGCAAUCAGGCGAGCAGUAUUCGCUCUGCGGCCGCCGGCGAUGCAUGCAUGCAGUUGUAGACGAAAAGGCAGCGGGGCUGCUUGCUAGUAGAAAGGCCGCGGGCGCCUGGCGAAGGGGGAAGAAAAGCCCGCAGGCGAGUCGUCCGCGGGCGCUUGCCCCCACUAGAGAAACGAAAUGCGCGACAGUGGUCUCAAGGUCCCUGAAGCGGGGGCAGCUUUGAGGAGCAGCAAGAACGCCAGGGACUGCCCCAAAACCGGAAGGGCGCGAGCUGUCAGACCUCUUUCGAACUUGCGACCGAGCACCCCCCGACCUACGGGGGGCGCGAUUUCUCUAGUUCUGCAUGGGGCCCGCAGGAAGCUUGCCGCGGACAAAUGAAGCCGAGAGAAGCGGGACGGGCCAGCCGUUCGCAAUCUUCCCGCCGUGCCUUCGGGGGACGGGCGUGGCCUUCUCUUCGGGCGGGCCGGAGGGAAGGCCGCCCGCGCGUGGCGAACGGGGGCAAGGGCAAGCGCCUCCAGGCGUUACGCCGCCGACCCCCUUUCAUGUCCAGCGCUCCGGCUGGUAAUGUCUCUGCCGCAGGCGCAAACAAGGAAGCAGGCGGGCGCAACGGCGCGCGCCGCGCGACCCGCCCGCCGUACAAUAUUCUCCAACACGGGGCCGCCACCCGUUUUCGCUCUGCAGAGCGCCCCCCCGUUUCCCUGAGUGCGUGCCCCGCCCACUGCUACUUUUCCCGCAGCGGGAAGCAACGGAAGCCAGCAGCACGGGCAGCCUUUUGUGGCGCAAGCCCCCCCCCCGGGCGAACCUUGCCGCGAGGCAAUGUGCGAACUGACUCGGCGCGCGUAUUAUGUUUCACAUCACAACCAUACGGUAAGCCCUGUUCAUUUCUGCGAGCGCGGUGGCCCGUGAUAAUCAAAUCUGGCGUCUCGUCUGGUUGCAGGGCUCUCAUUGGCGCGCUGCGCUUAAGCUGCUGGCAGCACUGCUUUCGAGUAGAGGUCCCAGAUGAAGUUCGCUGCUGUUAGCAAUCUACUAUUAAGCAAAAGUCGCCCAGGGCGCUACUCUGAUUCUUUUCCGUAUGGUAUACUUCUGGAGAAUUAUGUUAUGCAAAGUCGCCGACGCCGCAGCGUCAGUUUGACCGGCUCGCGCUUUGGUUUUGGUAGCGAUGGGCCCCCGUAGGGAAUGUAGUACGGCAGCCGCUGCCUUUCUCAUUUUCGGGCGGUCGGGUCUCGGUUUUUGAUCAGCCGGCCGUCUUUGACGUGGUCGGCGCAGGCGAAAAAGAGCGCGCCCGCCUACUUAUCACGAUGCUCGUGUCGUGAAAGGUGAUACUUCUAUGCGUUUGGGCGGCGCCGCGAUUGCUUCGUCAUGCAGUCGCUACGACGGAGCCUGAGGACGGCGACUCAAAGUAAUAAAUAUGUAUCAGUCGUGCGCUGAGUGCGUUUUGUUUUUUUAUCUCGCAACCUUGCACGGAAGUAGGUGGUUUGAUCAUGAAGGCGAGCGCUUUGUCAAUCUGAUGCCAAGAAGUUUGAAGAUACGUACCCGGAGGGUGCGGAGCCGUGGUGGUCCGGUUGCGACGAGCCGCAAAAGAAGGAGACUAAAAUUAUGUUCGACGAGCGCGCAUUUUGGCAAGAAAUUCGCAAGGAACGGGUGAAAGAAAAUCCCCACCUGCCACAGAAGGGAUACUGUACAAGUCCGGUGUUUACAAAGUAUCCUGACGUGUUUGUCGGUUACAAGCGCUACAACAUCGAGAAGCCAGACGGAGCGCGCACGAACGUGGAGGUCCAAGUCCAGAUGCAACACGUUUACCCGAUUAUGAAGUACGUUCCUCGUUUCAAGGUGAAUGUGCCGGAAGAAAGCCUAGAGUUCCCAACGAGGCAAUCGUGGAACAUAGUUGUGGGAAAGAUUUCCGAAGGCCAGGAGUUCGAUUACGUCGUUGAUCGAUUCUCUACGUUGGUGUCUAUUGGCGUUCUAGCAGCGCGCCCUCCCGGUGCCAUUCAGGCGAGUGUCUUUUUCGGCAUGAAGCUUUUUGUGCUAGUGAAUCAGGCACGGUCGGACUACAAAACGGUGCCGCCCCGUCGAGAAGUCCAGGAAGAUCCCGCCACUGGUGAAAAAUUUGAGCGCAACGUGGCCCGCGAUGUAACUGAUGCCCUCGUUAUAUCAAAGUUUGUCGGCGGGGACGUGUUCGUUUGGUUCAUGCAGUCGGUCACCCUCGCCUUUUUGACUUUUGGAAUGACGCAGAUUAUCCCUCCCCCCUUGACGGCGCUUUUUUGUGUGCUGGUUACUUCCGGCACAAUGAUAACCAUGAACGCGCGCUCAUUCAAGGACGAGUUUCGGAAAAUGGUUUUAGAAGCCGAAGAGAAAAUCAAUGACCUGAAAGCUAAGAUCGAGGGGUACCGGUACUACAUUCGUGAAGUACUUGCGUCCAUCGUGAUCCCAUUUUCGGGAGGGCAGUACCUUUUCCCAAAGUUGCGGGCUGCAACUGCUGGAAGUGCAGUUUUAUCUGCUAUGUCAAUCGAUAUCAUGGUGCAGGAAAUGGGAGUGAUCUUUGUUGGGGAACCGGAGAUCGAUCCGAAGCUUCCGCCUGAGGAACAACGCAUGGCGGGCAUGAAAAAAUCUCUGCAGUACUACGCGAGCCCCGCAAGACACAAAGCGCGCGUGACUUCGGUCCGGGCGACAGACCGGUACGAGGAUGACGUGAAGUCUGGUAUGACGGUUGGUUUCUCCAUCGACCAGCUCUGCUUGCGAAAAAAAGUUCCCACCAUAUGCGCUACAAUCCAGGUCGUGAAUCACUACGGCACCGAGUUUUGUGAACCCCGUUACGAUUCUUACCUUACCUUGUACAAGCCGAGCAAUUGGGAGGAAGAAGACGACGAGGAUCCUGUUAAAUUGGAAGACCUGCUUAGCACUUGGCACGAACAGGUAUAUUCGUUUCUGACUCGGGAUCUUGGUGGCCUGAUUACGGAAAGAACGGGAACCUACGAGAUAGUGCAGCAAGUCGAUCAGAUGCUGGCAAAGGAAUUUGCGGAGGGGGCAUCGACAAAAACUAUCGUGGUGCGAAUGUGUGGAGUGGAGCAUGUUAAAACCGACAUCAUGGAGGCGGGAAAUCAGGAUUUCUAUGGUAUGGUUCUCCAUGAGGCCGAGGAUCUAUGAGAGGGCACAAGUCCCCCUCCCCCUCAUUUACCUACAUUGAAUGACGAGCAGCAACGAAAGGAAGAAUAUGCAUGCAGUGUCUGCGUGACAAAUCCACACAUGGACUGUUGUACACUUUAGGGUUCCGAAAGCUGUCGCUAUCGCAGACUGUGCUAAAAGGCGAGGGCUUGGGAAAGGCGAGGGGUGGGCGUGGGUUUGGGCUUUUGCAUGACAAACGGAGGGGAGGGGUAGUUGUGCACUUUCAUAGGAUCCCACGCUGAGUUUUCCGGAAGACCGGAUGACGACAGUAGUGGAGGGCGAGUAUGAGGAUGAGCUGAAACUCUAUGAAGGGGCAACAUGGAACCAAGAGAUAGCUUUCGACUUGGCACCGGGUGAGACCUCGAUUACUUUUAGUGUGUGGGACGCGGAUCCAGGUGGUAUGGACGACUUUAUUGGGUAUACAAAUCCUAUCGGGGUCGAAAAGGUCAAAAGUUCCUGGUCCCCCAUUUUGACAACGGCGCUGUGCCAGAGGCGUGUACGGCACGACGGUAAAGUAGAGAACGUUCCCAUUACAGGGGCGUUCAACAAUCACAAGUUCGACGAAAAGGAAUACACUGAGGACGAAAAGCUGACAAGCGGUUUCAAGUACCAGAUUCGAUCCUACAAUCAAAAAGAGCAGCAGAAAAAAGCGAAGCGGGUAAAAUUCGUGAAGAAUAUGGUGAAGAAAGGGCCCACAGCGUACGGGUACUCUGCACUAGUCGCUCUUGCGCCAAAAGUUUUGAAUGAAAUUGCCAAGGUCGUUGGAGAAACCGAGCGUCAGAUUCUGGACAUAGACCCCCAUGAGUUGAUGAGUAGUGACGAGGAGGAUGAAGAAGAUCUCGCAAAACGGCCGCUGACGAAGGAGCAAGAAGCGAAGCAAAAGAAGGCAAAUAUUCUAACUAUGCCAGAAGUCGAAGCUCUAUCUGAUGAACAAGAGCAAAUAGAAGAAAAAGCCAGGACGCUCAAGUUCUACAAAGCCUGCGCUCGCGAAACCGAAAUGGCUGCGAAAAAAGCAUCCAUAAAAGAAAAAGAAAGGAAGGGGCCGACGCAAAGAAAAGUCGGUGAUAAAAUUGUCGACGUGGAGCAAUACAAAAAGGAGGAGGAAAUGAAAAAAAAAGAGGGCGCAGGGGAUCUGAAUAGGUCCAGCGAUAAACUUGCUGCACGGGAGGAGGCAUUGAGGCAGUUUGAGGAACGGAGCGCGCGCGACGGCAGCACCGUGAAAAAGAAAAAGUUCGGCAGAAUCGAAGAUCAUGGCGCGUUUUGUGCAGCAUUGGAGGAUAAACUCGAACUCUACGAAAAGAAAGCCGUUCACGAGAGUAAAAAGGUUGUGCACUACGUAGCCAUGUCAGACCAGAUUAAGCCCAAUAAGAUUUGGAAACCCGAUGCGAUUCCGAAUCACGUCGCAGAAGUAAUUAUUAAGGAGUACACCGAGAUCGAAGGCGUUGAAAUUUUGGAGCCCACCGAAGGACUUACGUACCAUGAAAUGGUAGGAAAGUACAUGAAAGGCGGGCGCCUCAAUGAAAAACUAUACUUCACGCAUGACGAGGACGACCUGUUUCUCUAUUGGGAUGGGCGUGAUCGAUGGAUUCUAAGCCCGGAGCUAGGAGCUUCUAUACACGAAGCAAAAUAUAUCGGUGGCCCCUGGGCGUUUUCAACUGACGCUGUCGCCACGCCAGACAUGAUUGACGAGCCUUUUUCUGUCGCUGAGCCCGGCUCAGAUGGCUUCGGUUGGGUAAUAGAUCCCGGACUGCGCGUCGUCGAUCAUGCGCAAGCCGAAGCACAAAGGACAGCCGGAAAAGUUCGGAAAAUGGUCCUUAGUUCAAAGAUGGCGGUGCAGCGACGGACCUUUGAGUCACCGUACUUGCAAAAGGCCCAAGAGCUCUAUUUGAAGGCUGUGAACAUUGUCUUUCCUGAUCAGGGAAAAAUGAGUCGCACCUUCCGCAAGGAUGUGCUGGUUAGCCUUGCGAGUAACUUCGUUCAACUUCGAUGGAAAGAUCAAAACAUAGAAGACCUGGCACCAUUCAGAAAGUUCCUGUUGGCAGCUUUCGAAAGCUACAACGCGGUUUGGACUUUUUUGACCCGGGAUCUACGUUUCGAGACUGCAGCAGUUCGCGAGGGACUCAAAACCAUGCUGUCGGAGAACCAAAUUUUUCCGGAUGAAGAUCCUGAGGAGCUAUGCAAGACUUUGAUGGAGCAGUGGUGUGCCGAAAAAAAAUUAUCCGACUUUGGGGUUAAAGACGUUCACAACUUGCUCGACCAUCCUCCGCAUAGUCCGAAACUAGCCAAGCUGCGGGACUGGGCGCUAGAUCACGAAGAUUUCAACGAAGUGCAUGAGCUUUGGAGUGCCCUGACUCGCAGUUGUGAAAUGGAUGCAGAUCAAUUUAUUGCCGGAGUAAAGAUAUUGGUGACAGAUUACGAGCCGAAAUUGGUCGGGCAUGAAGACGAAAUCCAUUCAUUUUGCCUUAAACUUUUCAAGCAAAUGGACGCGCAGGAAAGUGGAGGAAUUUCACGUGCUGAAAUGGCGCCGGCUAGUGGCGAAGCGUUCGCCGACAACGACCAGUCCGUGUUGCAGUACCGCGUGCCACUGAGCUAUUUUAUGACCGUCACUCUGAAUCGCACACUAAGCAAAGUAUCGCUGCGGGUCGCGUCGCGCUUCGUAGACAAAAAAGAGUGGCGGCAGUUGCGCCUGGCGCUAGAUCCUGACUGGAAAUGCGCUGACAUUUAUGAAGAACGGCUCGAAAUCAUGUGUCGACUUGAGUACUUUGAACUUUGGGAAGCGGUUGUGCAAGACAGCGAAAUGGAAAAGAAGCAAUCGUUUAUUCGACACUACGAGGGACAAGUAGCGGAUCACCAAUUUGUCGGUGGGAUCUACAUGCGACACGGGCAAGGCGAGCAGAAGUGGCCAGAUGGUCGGGUCUACGUAGGAGGGUUUCAGCAGCACAUGCCUCAUGGUCAUGGUAAUCUUUGGGCGGGUGAAGGGGAUAUCGAGGAUGAAGAAAAGCAUCCGCUUUAUGCAGGCGAUUGGGCAGACGGAAAAAGAUGCGGAUAUGGAAAGCUUUAUUGUUAAUCCUUGAAAAGCAAAAGAUCCACACUUGCCUGCAUAUUAGCAAAAUAUAGCGAAGAGCCACACGCCGCCAGCUUCAUUCCGUUUUCUUUUCACGCUCCCGACGUUUUCGAGUCAGCGAUUUGCUGACGAGAUGGGUGGAAGCUGCAGUCGCAGUCUCUGACGCAGCUGGAGAAGUUAGUAAGUAAAUGGCGAGCACUGCCUAGCACUACCCGCUUGGCGAAGGAUCAGGCGAACGGAUUCGCUGUUGCACCAGAGCCGCGCGCGCGCGACUCCUUGCUCGUUAAUGGUCUGCAAUUCUGCAACUAGAACUAGGCCAAAAGAAGUGGCGGCAGCGCCUCGCAAUUGGCGCCAGGCAGCCUCGCAAUAGUGGCAGUCGGCAGGUCUUCGCAGCAGCCAGCGCGCGCGCGGCGCUACGCUUUGCAAUUUUGGGAUGCGGCCGCCCGCGGCGUUUUGCUUUUGCAAACAACCGGCAUGGCGUGUCGUGUUGAGAAAGCAGGCCGCCCGCAUUCUUCAAAGCCUGCGCCUACUCAUCAAAAAUCUUCAGGCGGCCCUUUGGGUAGCGCGCGCGCAUCCUAAAAGCGCGGCAAAUCCGAGAAAAAUACCGUCCUAGAGCUCCAUCCGCCCUGCAACGAGCGCAGCAAAAUGUCCUCGACAAGCAUGCCGCGCCGCUUCGGAUCCUGUCGACCGGAGUUCAUCCAGGUCGCAGAGUACUUCCCUCCGUUUUCCAUGCUCCCCGGCUAUCUUGUCCGGCGUUCUUGAUUAUACGUAACGACGGCAAAUCAAGGCGAACGCGAAUAGCCCAACCGAAUACCCUUCGGGCGGAGUAUUCGUUUGGCGUCUUCGUCAUGUUUGGCCGCGAGCCGAGUCCAAUAAAUAAUUGGGGGGGGGGGGGUGUUCCGAGUCCUAUAACUCUUCCGGGGUAUGCGCGUCAGAUUUGCGGGUGUGGUUCUGUCGCCUUGAGUCGGCUUAGCCCGCCGGUUUGUCUUGUAUCGCAAGCCCGGAAGGAUUCCUCCGGGUUACACAUUUCGCGUUGCUAGCCUCAUUAAAGAAAUGCAAGGUAAAACACUAUUAGCAUGCUUGCGCUUUGGCCUGAAGUGUUAGUACGCUCGUCGUGCGUAGCUAGCUACGUCGAGUGAAAUCUUUUUGACAAACAGCAAAGCAACUGUCAAAGCGCGAAGGCAAAGAAAAAAAAGCGGUCUGUGAGUUUUUUUCAUCCAUUCAGAUUCACACUAGUACGUAGAUGUAGAUAAAACGGGUUCUAGCGUGCGCGCCAUAUUUGUACCUGUUUGCGUCCUAAAGUCUGCAAACGUUGAGCAUUAUUAGUAAGUGAGCACCUCGCGCAGCUUGCUCAAGUUUGCUAUGUAUGUUUUCAAUUCCCCACGCCGUGCGAUUUUCAAACGCAGCCACAGCCAGUUAGAGGAUGGCUGGUCGCCUGACCAGCUCCAUCGUGCGUUUAGCCAUAUCCAAAUGAGGCGUGGACGCAGUUUCGCGGCCAGGCUUCAUUCGAAGGAAAAAAAAUGCGGCACGGCGUGACAUUUUGCGACAGGCGGUUCGAAGAAAAGGCUACAUGCCUGCUCUUGACCUCGCCCGCGCCCGCGCUUCGCUUGCUCUUUUUCUUCCAAGAAGGCCUUCCAGACCCGGGGCGGCCCUGCGUCAGCGUUCUCUAGUGCAUUGAAAAAACUCAUACUCAGCAAAACCGAAAAAGUUUCAUGUGAAGAUGCCUUUUCCCACCCUUUCAGCUGCACAGCAAAAAAAAAAUACGCAGAUGCGGAAUAUUUUUUGAGCGGGGUCGCCGCCCGCUCAUCAGCACAGCUGCCAGAUGUUGUUGCAGCUAGUCCCCCGAAUUUCGCUAAUGUGCGCGCUUACGUGGAAACUUUCAAAGAUUAUUAUUGGGAGCAAAGCACUCAAGACCCCACGCGACGCCGUGGGGUGAUGACUCUACUGAGCUCGCAACAGCGGAAAGGUAUUUCCAAGGUUUACGAAGGAAAUUUUCGGGAUGAUUUGUUUCACGGCCAGGGAAAGCUUUACGUCGAAAAUAGCGUCAUCGCGAAGGUCCCGAAUGUCAUUGAUGCGCAAAGGAGACAAGCUGCGAAGGCGGACAGUUACAUACCUCUGCCCCAGAUCGAUCCAGCCCAGAUGCUUUCUUUUGAGGGCGAGUUCCGCAGUGAUUGGGGCGAAACGCGAAAGUACUUGAUGCAGAACUUUGCGAUAGAAUGGCCUGAGUCAAAGAAUUACGAGAUUGAUCGGAUACCCGACAUGGAAGACGAAAGCGGAAAAAAACACUUUAAAUUUUGGCGCUUUCUCCCCGUGGAUAAUCGAAAUUUGCAGCUUGCUGGAGCCGCUCCGUAUGAAUUUGGAUUGGACGUCUACCAAAUGAAGGCCGGAGAGUCUCUGCACAUGUACGAAGGGAAGGCAAUCUACGCAGACGAUUCAGCCUAUGAGGGCACCUUUCAGUUUGGCAAGCCACAUGGAACAGGUCGCCUUGUCCAGCGUGCGGAGCAAGACGGGGGCGAGUUCAGAGACAUCUAUCAUUACGACGGAGAGUGGGCAGACGGCCAGCGGAAUGGUGAGGGUGAGUCCGUUGACCACACAAGUAACAUUGUAUACCGUGGGCAGUGGAAACAAGAUAAGAAGAAUGGCUUUGGAAAGCAAGUGGUUCCGCCCGACAAGUACGACGCUUUUGGCUAUAAGUGGUAUGAAGGGGAAUGGGAAGAGGACAAGCGACACGGGUAUGGACAGAUUAUGCUACCAACGGAUAUCGUCUACCGGGGCCCUUUUCGCGAUAAUUUACGUGAGGGACGGGGUGUGUUGUGCGCUGAAGAUAUGGAGAAAACCCGGAGGGAGGUCGUGGUCGAGUACGAUAAUUUUGGCGAAGCCAUUGGAGAUGUCGAGCUGCUUGGUGGCGAGCUGGGAGACGUUUUUGUCAGUGCGGUUUGCAUUCCGGGGAAAGGUUUCCAUGGCGCUGAAGCCGAAGCAGAAGGCACCGCAGACAAAAAGAAGGCAAAGCGCAAGAAAAAGGGGGACGAAGAAGGUGGCGCAGAUGUAUCUGCUGCCGCAGCAGAAACUGCAAAUAAAGCCUGUAAAGCACAUCACGCGGGUAUAUCGUUAGGCUGGCAGCUUGUUCAGAUCGACGACGAUCGAAGAAAGUUCUUGGAUUACGCGGGCGAAGACUUGCUGAAGCGGUACAGCGAGGACCGCGAACAGCCUGGAGUAGAUCCAACGACACGAAAGUGCCGGCUGGUCUUUACAGAAUUUCUUAAAUUCAUGUACAAAGGCACCUUCCGCGAGGAUAAGUUCUACACUACAGAAGACGAGAAGUGCUGGCUCCUCUGCGAUGACGAAUCGUUAUACUAUGGCGAGGUGUUGGAGGAUGGUCUCCGCGAAGGAGAGGGAGUCUUGUUUCGACCAAAGCUGCAGGAGCGGAACCCGACGCUGUUUCGUGCUUGGAUGGGAGGGCUCCCCUAUAAAAGCUCUCUACCAGAAGACAAAAAGCACGAAGAAAUUUCAUACGUUGGCAACUGGCAUAAGGACCAGCAGAGUGGCCAGGGUAUUUCCUACCACGAGACGGGUGUUUACAAUGGCGCUUUCAAGGAAGGAAAGCGCCAUGGCCGUGGUAGAUGGCAAACGCACGACGGUCGGUGGAAAUAUUUCGCCGGCUCUGAUCCAACGCAUACGAACUUCUAUGAGGAUGAGAUGCACGGAAUAGCGACGGUUGAGGACGACCGAUACAUUCACGAGAACGUCAUAUUCAUGCAUGACAAGUGUAUCAUGCCAUUUACAGUGAAGGGCCCGCCAAUCAGCGGGUUUGACAAUCACCCCGUGUUCGGAGCAAUUAUGCAGGCGCGAGCCGGCAUGCGCGCUGCAGCGAAAGAAGCCAGACCCGACGAGACAGCAAAAGGUGAGCAGGACAAAAUGGGGCAGACAGGCCAAUACAAAUUGGACAAAAACGAGAAAGAACAUGCUUUCGGUGCGCCGGACGAAUCUGCCGUCAUUCGUGAAGACACAGAUCUGACCCUACCGGAAGACGACUUAUGGCUUGUAGGCGCCUCCGGGGAGAACGAGCUGAUGAAUGGUGUAUAUUGGCGCCUCUCUGAAACUUUCGGCGUUCCCAUUUUCAAGCAUUAUCGAUGCAGAACCGGGCUCCUUGGGACUGUACAUUGUGAGCGUUACCUGUUCAUGAACGAGGCGAAAAACAAAUGGCUUAUUGCCGAGAGCCCCGCUAUCGCGUCCCUACCAAAGCCCCCGGCUGCGAUGACGGCGCAGGUCGUAGACAGUGCGGAAGAUCCCCGGGACAUCGCAGGAACCUGGCAGGUUUACGAUCCCCAAACACGAAGCUACAAAGCUUUCCAAAAACUCUCGAAAGAAGACGAAAAGCGCGGCGCGUUGCCUGUUGACCGACUCCGGAUCGUCGAAAUGAGUGGGGUGGAAGUAUCCCCAUGCCAAUCCCCAAUGGUAAUUAUAGUUUCGUCUUUUGCGUGUGUGUCUGAUGUGAUGUCUUUGACAAAGACUCUUUGUGCAUAUAGUGUAACCGGCCCGGAUACUCAUCUGGUAACCAAAGCGUGCGCAAGCGCUCGCAAGCUACGCGGGGGCUCGCAAGCUCGCCCCCGCGCGCAAAGCGCUCUUUGCGAGAUGCUCAUCCAUCGCAAACGCGGCGCGAAGGCUUUGCCGUUGCCAUAUGGGAGGGCCUCGGGAGUAUGCAAGAACCACUCGCAAAGCCGGGCACUUCCAAGUGUGUUUUGCCUUGAGAAAGCGGAUCGGGCAGAAUUUGCGGGAAUUUUAGCGAAAACAGCCAAAACAGCAAUUACCAAGCGGGAAGAGCGCAAAAAAGAGAAGCUUUGCAGCUCCGCCCGGUCUGAAUCUCAAAAAAGAACGCGGCGGCUUCGGCUAACGCCAAUGGUAUGAUGCGUUUUAUAGGCGAAAACGCGUCACCCUUCGGCCGCUCCAGCCGCUUGGAGAUUGAAAGUGACAGCUUUUGCUGAAAAAGCAAAAGCCGCUUGGAAAUUAAUUGCCGCUCAGAAGUGGUUUUCAAAUUUGUCCGGAGGCCCGUGGCGCCGGGGUUGGGCGAUAAAAAAACAAUUAUCAAGCCUGUGGAGGUGUGUCCACCCCUCACGGUCUUCGACCUGUAUGAGGUCCAAAAUUGCGACCCUCACUCCGCUUGGAAAUGCUCGAUCUGGGUGGCCCAAAAAGGCUGCCAGAAAUGGCGAGAAUUGUUUCACUUUUUGAAGUUUGUGCAUUUUCCCGGGCCAGCGUGCCCUCGUGCAUAACAUUAUGCGCGAUGGAUUGCUGCUCGCCAAAAAACGCAGUCUUUUGCGCGCCCUUGCUUCCUGGUUAGAGGAUGAGAGCGCGGCUCUCGCGGGCACCACUCUUGGACCGCGGCCCUAACCAGGAAGUCAAGGGAUGCGCGGUAGCCUUCGCACUGACUGGGGUGGUUCGCACGCUUUUGGUUACCAAUAUCGCCCUCCGGGCGCGACCUUCAUAUUCAAAUUUAUUUUAUUGACUGUCGAAAAAGUUAGGGAGGACGACCGGACGCGCCCAUUAGAGUCCCAAGAUUUUUCUUGACGGAAAUGGACAAUCGAGGACCGCGAGACUGGUCGCGGCCAUGAUUUUUCUGGGUCGCGGGCCCAGGCGCCGAAAACGUACCGCGCCGGCCCCGUCCGACAGGGCCGGCCGGCGGAAUGCCGCAGAGGUAGCAAGCCCGAGAAGCUGCCGCAGCCGAACAACCCUCCGCCCCCGAGUCAAAGUGGCCGGAGGCAGCACGCUCCCGCGGCCCACUCCACAGCUCGCGCCAAUAUCCUCUGCGAGCCGCUUCGGCCGUAGUGGGACGUAGUGAAAGGCUGCCCACGUUGACACAGUGAGCCCGUCUGCCCGCCUAGCCCUAACCGCAGUGGCCUCGUCGGCCCGGGGCACCCGAAGGCCCCGACACGACAUCCAACCCCAGCGCCCCCACGGAAAUGCACUCUCAAGCGGAACGCGUCGCCCGAGGAAAAUCCGCCGAAUCCCGAUAAUAUUGCGCCCAAAUUGCUAUAUAUGAUUUGAAAAAAUUCUGGCCAGAACCCAAACACCCAGAGAGCGGCAGAAAUUGCAAAAAACGCGAAAAAUUCUUGCCGAAGUCCGGGAAGGUUCUGAACUUCCGCGGGCCUUGCCAAUUUUUUUUGGACACUUCUUGAAGCGAAUCUGGGAAAGUUCUGUGAAGAACCGGAAGCGCUAGGCAGCACCAAAAAUUUUGCAAAUCCGGAGAAAUCCCCGAGAAAAUUUGGAAAAAAUCUCUGGCCCAUUUCUUGGGCCAAAGCCAAAGCCUCGGGAGGAGCCGACAGUCGCCCUGUCGGAAAGUUUUGGGCCGGAGGCUGGCGCGGUCCCUUUUAUUUUUUCGAAAGGGCAACGGCCGCCGGCCUCCUGGGGCGAUGACCCGGGCAAUUCCUACUUAGCUAGGCGGCGUAGGCGGAGUGCCAUGUGGCGGCUGGGCGGCAAGCCUAGCCCCAACCGGAGGCCGCCUGGAGAGGCCGUUGGCCUGUCCACGGACAGGUAGUGCGCGCAGAGGCCACACAGUGGGGGGCUGCGCUGGGCGAUUCUUUGGCGGGCCCGGGGGCGAGCGCGGGGCCCCGGCCGUCGGGCCACACAAAGCAGCCCGGCCGGGAGCCUCGCCACCGCGGCGGCGCGACUUCUCGAAGAGUUUCUUGGGUGUCCGUUGCCGGCAUGAAAUCGGCCGGCCCCGAGGAAGCCCUGCAAGCGCUGGGGGGGGGCAGCGCGAUGCGAAGGUAAAAGGAGCAACGGCGGGCCUGUGCCUUUGGCCGAGGGCUACGCACUCGCUUCCGACAGGCGGAUACGUGACGCGCCUCGAGAACAUGCGCCGCCGGGUGGGGCUGCAACAAAAAACGAGGACUCUUGUGGGCGCGUUCUAAAAAAGUAAAACAGAGCGUAGAGGGAUAUCGGUAUCGCCAAGGCGUCGCGAGAAACAAACUGCGGGGGCUUGCAUUGGCACAGCAAGGCAGAUAAGAACAGCGCGCGCCUUUCUUGCCAUGUUAUAUAUAAUAUACAGCGACUUAAUGCCGCGCCAGUACCAGUUUCGAUUUUACCUGGCAGCCCCCCUUUGUAGUGCCGAAGAAUUGCUUUGGCAUUCCGUCAUAUAUAGAAAGCCUGAAAAGUAAAGCCAAGCCGUGCGCUUGACUGAUGUAAUUUAGAGCUUUAACACCCGUUAGCAUGAGAAGUGGUGAAUUUGUAGUGAAUUUUGCAUGCCAAAUUGCAGUUGGGCCCGCCGGGGCAUUGUCCCUCUUGGCCCUGUUCUGGGAAGUAGAAGGCCCUGCACCGCGCAGCAGCCGCGGGCUUUAUUUGUGCAGUGGGCAGCCAGAGGACAUGGCCCGGGCGCCAUUCUUUGGGCAGGUUUUUGCGCCUCCGGGUUCUCGCAGAAGAGCACUGCAGCAGCCGCGGCAAAGACGCCAGAAAUAAAGGCUGCGAAGCGCAUACAACUAAGCAAGAAGGCAGGCAAGGACGAAAGGACCCGGCCGAGAGCUUUGACGCAUUUUCCCGGCAGGCGCGUGAAAUCUUGCGGCAUUUUCAGCAGAAUACAGGCGGGCUUAGGGCAGCAGAGGACUACGCUUUUUCCCCCUUUGCGUUCCUUCUCAUGGCCUAUCUGUGCACUUUUUUGAGCACUUUUCUGCGCUAAAGUUUGCUUAUCACGGUCGAAAAUGGGCGCCCGGUGAAUUUUGGGGUGAAUUUUGAAAAGGGCGCCGGUGAAUUUUGGCCUCCGGCUCCUUUUCAAAAUUCGCUAGCGCGUGAGAAACUCCGGGUUUGGGGGCUUCAAAAAAGUGUCGCAAAAACAAAAAGCCUCAAAAUUCACCAAGAGAAUUCUUGACCUGAGAGCCACCUCGAAAAAGACUUGCUCCGGGGGCAAAAACACGCCUGGGGAGUUGUAAGCCGAGCACACCAGGCCAAGCAAGCUAGUGCCCGUAGCCGAGUCGUGCCUUCCUUUCCACCCGAGGCUACUCCCAGAUAUCCAAUUCCAAGCCACAACCACAACUCGUGAGAGCGCACGUGUUGAACUAGUGCCCCUGUGUUCAGGCGUCGCCCUCCCUCCCGACCAUUCCGGAGAGGAACUUCUGAGGCAGACGCGCAGAUGAACAAGAGCCCCACGACCCACACUCUUUGGUUACAUAUGCACUACACAGUCCGGCGGGCCCCAGCAAGACCUACCACUACUUCUUUCGGUGCUGCAAGUGCCACCUGGCACCGAGCAGCCCUUCACGCUGCGUGAGCUGCUUGGGCUCGUGCCCAGCCCUUUACGCAGCGCACUUCUCUUUUGAAGUAAAUGCAAGUCAUGCAAUACAAAUUCACUGCAAAUUCACCCUUCUGUAUGCUAACGACCGUCCAAGGCAUAAAUGUAAUCGAUUUCCCAUGUUCCUUUCCCCGUUUUCACACUAGGACGAAGGCGCCCCCAUUGAUUCCAAGUCGGAGACGAUCGCCGCCAUUGAUUCCAAUCGGGAGAUGAUUGCCCCCCUUGAUUCCAGCGACGGAUCGGCCCCGGAAAAAUUACCCCCGUGCCCUUCGGGGUCCGGUCCUGCGAGGCAUAUCGGCUGCAGCGUGAUGGCUGAUAGGUAAAAAGCCGGGCCCCCACACAGUUCGGCCCGCGCUUUAUUCGUAAGAGGCUUCGGGGCCUAUCGCUCGCGUCAUAGCGUAGGGCCGUGCGUUGUGUGUAGUGAGGCCGGGGGCGCGCUAACCUACCUAGCGGCUUUUUUGGCACCCGCCCAGCAAAAUGCCCGACGGCGUGCAGGCGGCCGGAAGUGUUUUCUGGCAUAAAAAAAAACGCCUCACGCACCAGGCGGCCCGGGCUUUUCCGUCAAACAAGCCCGAGGCUAUUCAUUCUCCCGCCUUCCGCUUUGGAAAACCUAACCAACGGCGCAGGGGGGCCGGCAAUAAGGGGCGCCCUUUCGGGGCUCCCACCGCCUUGGCUCCUGGCGGUUUGGCUUUGCGGCGCCCAAAAAGGAAGGGCCGGAAAAAUGCCAAAGAUAGAAAAGCCGCGCACUAAACAAAGCCGAGCACUUCAGAGGCCGACGAGAGGACAAGCCGACUGCUUUGCUGACAAGGAAAAACAAAAAAAAAAAACGCGCCCUACCAAAAACGGCAAGCGAUGCCCGGGGCGCCCAAGGGGCCCGAUCUGGUGGAGACCCAAGUGGGGCCAUAGCGUGUCGGGAACGCUUGCCCUUUCGAACCCCAGCGGUCGGCAACUUUGGGCAGUUUCCGCCGUGCAAAAAAUUAGGCGCGGCGGCAUAGAUUGUGGCCAUCGAAGCUGUGUUGGUUUUUGUGCCAAGCCAGAAAAACCGCGGCGCGGCGACACAGACGGCGGCGCCCCCGGGCGGGACGGCAAACAAAAGCGCCGAACGGCAUUGCGAAAAGUUGGCCCGCAAGGCAAGAUAGACCGGCGGGGCGCGGUCGGGUGCGGGCGGCGGCAAGAAUUAGCCAAGCCAGGACGAACAUCCGAGCUGCCCCAUAUUCGGCGCGCUUCUGCCGGCUUCCAUACUAGGCCACCCGGCCGGCCUGUAGUGCCCGCGGAGUUUGAGCUCAGCGCUAAGGGCGCCCGUUUUGUAUGCCCCCCCCACCCGGUCCUCUCGGUCACCGGCCCGCCCCAGUGCCUUGCCAUGGCCCGCUCCUCGCGCCACACCAGGAUGAGACCGCCCCAUCCAAAGUUGACCCGGCCGAAUGUCCUGGCGGGGAUUGCCAGGCUUUCCGUGUUGCUGGCUUGUAGUGCGGCCCCUUCUUCUUUUUGAUUCUUUGAUCCAUUUGUGCCAGGUUUUGGAUGGAUGCUUCCUGAGACAACCGCAGGAGCUCUUUGGGCGGCCAGUGUUUGAAAUGGAAAAUGGUGGCCAGUAUCUUUAUUGGGUAAGUGAGGACGGCCGGCCGUUGACAGAUCAACAAACUGAAGCAGGGCUCGCGAUGCAGGGACACCUGCUGCACAAGGAUAGAGGGUUCUGGUGCAUUUCGGACAGCCUGGGAGCCCCACCAAAGGACGCACAGGAGACACACAACUGGGCGCAUGUGGAGAGCAGCGCUGCGACUCCUGACGAAAUCACACAAGAAUGGCACACGUGGCAGGAUAGCAGAGAAUAUCGAAAGGAUGCGUUCCUGAAGAUCGUCGCUAUGAAGGACUUUAUGAGAGAAGGGCUAGACGAUGCGCCUCCCGUGAACGAAGAGAUGGCGCUUGCCCUGCUGCAGAGCCGAGAAAAUACUGCUGCCAGCGGAUAUUGAUCUCACACCCUGCCGCUAUUAUUUCCUGCUUGUGCCUUGAUUCGUCGGCCCGCUCAUCAAUGCAAAGUGUCAGCAGGCUCCCGGACGCGCUACCUCGCGAACAAUGAAGAGAGACGCUCAAGAUAGGGCGUGGGCCUCAUGUGCAGGCGGCAAGCUAGCGAAGAAAGGGAAACACUUGCUACCGCGAUCCGACGCGAUUGCAUUAGAGGAUCGCGAUCGAUAGUAAUUAACUCAACAGAACAAAGAGCAUGAGCUAACAAACUGCGUGUAGAUAUACGACUGCAAGUGAGAAAAUCUCAAUGCUCUUUUUACAUUUACCUGUACAGAGAGGCGGGAUCGAUAGUGGUUUACUCUCAUCUCCCGGUGUCUGACUUGAGUAUAUCUAUGUAUAUCGUUGCUAUAUAUCUUGUUAGGCAGGAGCAGCUUUGCGACCAUUUAGAGAGUUGCACGAGGAGGACGAAGGACGAUGCAAACAAUCUCGAAUUGGGCCGAGUACAAACUUGAGCCAUGCCCUGACAGCACAAGAAAUAUGAACAAUCAAAGAAAGACAAAUAGUAAGCGGAAACGUAUUGACUUUGACUGUGGCAGCAAGCCUCUACUUCCCGUCUCGACUAUUAAGGAUUUCUCGAAGCGCCUAUGUAUCGGUAUACAGAAUGGCCCUUCAGCACGCGCCCUCCCCCUCCCUAAGGAAAGUUAUUGGGUGGGAUCUCAUAAAUGCUGAGCACCUCCUACUUGUGUUAGAGCCUGAACUUGAACACGCAAGCACGCAAGGAGAAAGAAACCGC
Messenger RNA from Amoebophrya sp. A120, 35620 nucleotides. Lineage: Eukaryota; Dinophyceae; Syndiniales; Amoebophryaceae. The record is from the annotation of a GenBank genome assembly.